This is a messenger RNA of Ictidomys tridecemlineatus (thirteen-lined ground squirrel), 2269 nucleotides long. It is a transcript of the gene Ovol1, whose product is annotated as ovo like transcriptional repressor 1. Gene Ontology annotation, molecular function: DNA-binding transcription factor activity, RNA polymerase II-specific; RNA polymerase II cis-regulatory region sequence-specific DNA binding. Lineage: Eukaryota; Metazoa; Chordata; Mammalia; Rodentia; Sciuridae. Gene Ontology annotation, cellular component: nucleus. The record is from RefSeq and is a predicted model, not a curated record. Gene Ontology annotation, biological process: epidermal cell differentiation; regulation of transcription by RNA polymerase II.
GUGAACCUGUCUGUCCGGCUCGCACUUUAAGACUUCCCGAGCGGCCGAGGGGACGCCAGUCGAGUCAGGAGACGCCUACCUGCCGUUUCCCCGUCGCCCAGUGCACUUGGCUGCAAGGGCUCUGCUACCGAGGGACCGCGACACUCCGCGAAGUUGGAACGGGCGCGCGCCGUCCCAGCACUGUCUUCUCGCGGAACGUGGGGGCGCCUCGACGAUUCCUCCCCUGAACUGUCCGCUUCCUGCGCCUCCGAGCCGGCCCAGGAAAGGUGGGACGACCCGGUUCUAGUUGCGGAAACGGACCGCGCCGGGCCAGGAGCGUUCGAAAAUGCCCCGCGCGUUCCUGGUGAAGAAGCCGUGCGUCUCCACGUGCAAGAGGAACUGGAGCGAGCUGCCAGAUGAGGAGCGCGGCGAGAUCUACGUGCCAGUCAGCCUGGGCUUCUGCCCACCACAGCCCUACCGGGAGCCAGAGCCAUCAGUGGCCGAACCCCCUUCCUGCCCCCUGGCUUUGGACAUGAGCCUUCGGGACUCCAGCUAUAGUACGGCCCCAGGAGCCUGCGUGGUGGCCCAGCUGCCCUCUGAAGAUGUGGGCCGCCUGACUGACCCCCAAAGCAGAGAUCAGGGCUUCCUACGCACCAAGAUGAAGGUGACCCUGGGGGACAGUCCUAGUGGAGACCUCUUUACCUGCCACAUCUGCCAGAAGGCCUUCACCUACCAGCGUAUGCUGAAUCGCCAUAUGAAAUGUCACAAUGAUGUUAAGAGGCACCUGUGCACAUACUGUGGGAAGGGUUUCAACGAUACCUUUGACCUCAAGAGACACGUCCGAACCCACACUGGUGUGAGACCCUACAAGUGCAGCCUGUGCGACAAGGCCUUCACCCAGCGCUGCUCCCUGGAGUCUCACCUCAAGAAGAUCCAUGGCGUGCAGCAGAAGUAUGCGUACAAGGAGCGCCGGGCCAAGCUGUAUGUGUGCGAGGAGUGUGGCUGCACGUCUGAGAGCCAGGAGGGCCACAUCCUGCACCUGAAGGAGCACCACCCUGACAGCCCGCUGCUGCGCAAGACCUCCAAGAAGGUGGCUGUGGCCCUGCAGAACACUGUGACAUCCCUACUGCAGGGCAGUCCCCACCUCUGAGCAGCUCAGGCUUGCUGCCCAGCCAGUCCGCCCUCCUGUGGCCUCUCCUCACAACCCUGACAUCAGGACUGGAGUCCGUGCAGUCCCCCUCACUCAGGCUGAUGCGGACCUCGGCUAUUUCCCUGUUUGUCUUAUGGGCAGAGUUGAUCUGCACCUGAAAGACACGCAGAUGUCUGGGCAGGGGUGAGGCCAACGGAUUAGCAGCUGCCACCUACAGAGUCAGGCACCAGGACUUCCUUCACAGAGGAAAUGCGUGAGAGGGGAUCUUGUUGCCCUGGGCCCUGAGUGCAGGACAGAGGCUGCAGGUCCCCUUGGAUAGCAGAGUCAAGAACACUGGCGAGGAGCACCCUGCAAAGACCCACGUGGGCACUGGCGGAGGCUUGUGUGCCUGCAGGCCACGCAUGCGUGCACAGCCGUGUGCAUAUGUGUGUGCAGCACUGCUCUGUGCGUGCUCAAAUAGGUGUGCCACUCGUUUGUGUGCACAGGUGCACACAGGAGGCUUCUUCACGUAUCACCUCAUUUUUUAAAAAAUCAAGGUGCCAGGGAGGUUUUAUUUCCUUUUUUAAAAGAUGACAAAUGUACAGAUAUUAAUAUAUAUUUGGUGCCCAUGGCGACUGUUUUUAACAGAGGGAUGGAGCUGGCUUUUCUCCUCCCUGUAUGGUUCUAUUUAUUCUGGACAUUUCAAACUUCUCUGUGCCUUGGGUCUGGGGCUCCUGCCCCAACCACCCCUGUUCCCUGAGAUCUCCACUGAAGACCUCCUCGGGCCCUGCAGAGGGUGCGCUGCUCCUCCUCUCCUUCCUCUUCUCUGGGCAGCACCUCACUUCUGCUCCUCCCUCGGGCUCUGCCUCCCAGAUCCUCUCCCGGCAGUCCCCAAGUUUCCUGAAGAGCCUGCUGGCACUGUUCGUUGGUGGUCCCAGGCUGACGACAGAGGUCAGCCAGGCAGGAUGGGGAGUCUGUGACGGGGAGGCUGCUACUUGCGGUGCUGUGGCGCACACAGGAGGGCUGGAAAGCCAGCCCUUUUCCUGGGCGAGUCAGACACCCGAACACAGCAACCAACAGUUGGCACCAAAAAAUCAAGACAACCGAAACUUCCAGAGGGAACAGAGUGUGAGAUGGCUAAUAAAUUCUCUCUGUAGCCUU